CCGUAUGCGCAUGCGUAUUCAUACAAUUUUCGGACGAAUUUACGUGUGGAGUCCUGCAAGUGAUAAUAUUUUCGUUGAUUUAAGACAUAUUCAAAUGGUUUACAGAUCAAAAUAAGAUGUUCUGACAUUACCGUGACCAAAAGACAGUAGGGGAAAACGUUGAACUAUCAUUAAGCAACCAUGGUUUUAUCUCAAAGACAAAGGGAGGAAUUGAAUCGUGCAAUAGCAGAUUAUUUAGCAUCAAAUGGAUACCUCAGUGCUUUGUCUGAAUUUCAAAAGGAAACCAGCAUGCCUGGUGAAGUGGAUAAAAAAUAUGCAGGAUUAUUAGAGAAGAAAUGGACCUCCGUUAUAAGACUUCAAAAGAAAGUUAUUGAUCUGGAAGGUAAACUUUCCGAAGCCGAGAAAGAAUUUAAUGCAGGAGGACCCACACGAGACAAAAGGAGCCCAACGGAAUGGAUCCCUCGCCCACCAGAACGAUAUUCUCUCAGUGGACACAGAAGUCCUGUAACAAGAGUUAUAUUUCAUCCAACUUUUAGUGUAAUGGUGUCCGCUAGUGAGGAUGCCACUAUUAAGUUAUGGGACUAUGAGACCGGUGACUAUGAGAGAACUUUGAAAGGCCAUACAGAUUCUGUACAAGACAUAGCAUUUGAUAACACAGGAAAAUACUUAGUAUCAUGCUCAGCCGACAUGAAAAUUAAGAUAUGGGACUUCACAACAGAUUACGAAUGUGUCAAAACAUUAUAUGGCCAUGACCACAAUAUUUCCAGUUUAACAUUUAUGCCCAGUGGAGACUUCAUAGUUUCGUGUUCCAGAGACAAAACAAUCAAGAUGUGGGAGAUAUCCUCAGGGUACUGUGUGAAGACUUUUACUGGGCAUAGAGAAUGGGUGAGAAUGGUACGAGUGUAUCAUGAUGGAUCCUUACUGGCUAGUUGUUCUAAUGACCAGACAGUACGUGUCUGGGUGACAGCAACCAAAGAAUGUAAAGCCGAGUUACGAGAACAUGAACAUGUAGUGGAGUGUAUAGCCUGGGCUCCUGAAACUGCACAUCAUGACAUCAAUGAAGCCGUUAACACAGAUUCCAAAAAAGGCAAAGGAAAUAUGAGAAGUGGACCAUUCUUGAUUUCAGGAUCAAGAGAUAAGACUAUCAAGAUGUGGGACAUAAGUGUAGGACUAUGUCUGUUUACAUUGAUAGGACAUGACAAUUGGGUAAGAGGACUGAUAUUCCACCCUGGAGGGAAAUAUAUUCUUAGUGCUUCUGAUGACAAGACAUUACGCGUGUGGGACAUCAAAAACAGAAGGAAUCACAAAACACUGGAAGCUCACACACACUUCGUUACAUCCAUAGACAUGCACAAAUCAUCUCCAUAUGUGAUUACUGGUUCAGUAGACCAAAGUGUCAAAGUAUGGGAAUGUCGUUAACGUCACCAAUAUUUAGUCUACAAAUUUUAGAGACAACACCAAUUAACCAGCUGUUCCACUCGGGCACUAAACGUGCCAAUUAUUAUGUGAUGUUUGUGAAGUUACAGCUCUGCGUUGUUUUCAUGAAACAUUAACCAAUUGAUGUGUCGUUGCUAACUUAUUUCAUCUUGACAUUGCUGACAUGUUUACCAGCUCGUGCAGACAUGGUUUUCUGCAGUGCAAUCAUCCAAAUGUAUUACUGUUGAUCAGAAUGCAUUCUUCACUUUAAAUGCUCGCUUCCAGUGCAAGUGUUGUCUUUUAAAAACUAUUGAAUUAUAUGAAUGAUUACAUAAAUUCAAUUAAUGGUUGCUGUGGAGAUGUACAAAAAUGGCAACUGAUGGAAUGGACAGAAAUUUGCAGUUGCUAAAGGCACAUAUUCAGACAAGAAAUAGUAUAAGAUGCAUAUUUAUUUAGAAUAUUUUUUUUAAUUAAUCAAUUUGAUUCAAUAGAAUUUUAAUGUAUAAUUAUUAUAGAUGUUGGUCACAGGUUAAAUUAUAUCUAUAUUCUUGAUCAUAGAGCUUGGGUUGGAUGGAAUGCACAUUUGGGAAAUAUACAUUACAUACUUUUUAACUAUACUUGAAUGAACAUGGAAUUCUCUAAUUUCAUAGUUCUUAUAUAAUAGAAGCACCAGUGGCAAAGCAGUUUAUAGUAACAAAAGAAUGAUUGAAGUGGUUGACAUCAUACAUGUUCAUGAUGGCAGAUGUCAUGAAUAGUAAAAGUUAAAAUAUAAACCGAGUUAUUUUUCUCUUUAUAAGACAAAAACUAAAUAAUUCAGAUAAUGUGAUUGAUAAUGAUAUCAAUUUUGACAUCAGUUCAGUUAAAGAAGAAAUAUCAAUGACAGUGAUACUUCACAUAUUUGACUUGAUAAGUACAAAUUGAUCAAUUUGUUUUAUUCUGUAAAAUUAUCGAAAUUUUAAAUCCAAGAAUCCACAAGUAGAUUUAUUUUCGAAACACUGAGGUCUCAUGCAUAAUGCUCCAUCUUUCACCUUUUCUUGUACUGUCUUUCUUACUUUUUUUAUUUAGUCAUAAGCACUGCCUUCUAUUAUAACAUAUUCUGUGUUAAUACUUUGUAAAAAGACCAGACAUUCAUUUAAAAUUGUUUGUGUUUGUUCACAUUAAAAUUGAAAUUAAAAUGGAAUCACAUUUUGUUGUAUUAAACUAUAAAUCAGAUAAAAUUGUUUUGAAAUAUAUAAAUUAAAAGGUUAUUAUUGAAUUUCAGGUAUUGUGAAGUAUUACAGAUACACUUGUGAUAUAAUACACACAAAAUUGCAAUCUAUUUAUAGCUUUUGAAGAGUUUAAAAUGUAUCAGACUGAUGAUCCUGUGAUGGUUAUUUUGUUCAAGGAUUGUUCUAAAUGUAAAGUCAAUUCUGAUGUGUUCACUUCUGAUGAGAAAACUAUUUUUUUUUAAUCUUGAAAAAUCUACAGUGUAUGCAAUAAUUAACAUGCAAAUGGAAGUCAACAUGGAAUGGGAUAUCAUGCUGUUGAAUAUUUUUGUUAAUGCAUCCAUAGUCAACACAAACUUGCCAUUUCACAUAUUAUGUUGUAGUUAUUAUAUCAAUAUUAAUUUAUUAUUUUGUUUUCACUGUUAUUUCAGAGUAUUUUCAUAACUGAACUCUUGAUAUUAAUAUUCGAUAUUGAACUGUGAACCUAGAAAAAAAAAAUUCUUGAAUUUUCUUUCUGAUCACAGUUCAAUAAUAUUGUGUAUCACAAUAGCAUAAUGGAAGACUUUCUGCAUACUUUUGCUCACAGUAUCACAUAAACCUUUAAAAUAUACUGUGUAUACCUGAAUGAUAUUAAUAAUGAUUUUGUUCAUUUACAUAGCAAAACAUUUACUAGUUUACAAAGUUCAUAAAGAUAAGUAUUUGUUUUGCUAUGAUGUGUUAAAACUUUUUUCCUUAUGUUUUAAAUAAAUUUUAUUUUGUUGUUUAUAAAAUGAAAAUCUAUGAAUUGUUGGUUAUAAAAAUUAACAAAACAACAAACUUAUCAAUUCUCAAUAUUUUUGGCAGGUUGCAUUUAUGAUUGAAUCUCAGGUUGAAAAAAAGUUUUCAUUUUUGUGCAAUUUGGGUUGUUAAUUUAUGAUUUGAUUCCCUUAGAAUAGUAAAAAUGUAUAAGACGAUUUUUUUUUAAACCACCAGGUUUACACAUUUACAAGCUGUUCUGUGAUAUUACUUUCUAAUCUCAUCAGAUUUGUUGAUUUCAUUUUUCCCCAUUAACAAAUUAUACACGUAGUGCUAUUUGAAGACAAAGGAUUUUCUAGUCAAAUAGUCCCCCAUUACUAAUUAUGUUUUUUUGCAGCCUAGCUGCUUGUUUUAAUUAUGCAUUGAUAAAACCACAAUGUGCCAAGAACCAUUUUAAUGUUGUUCAACCAUUUGUUAUAUAAUAAAAUGUUUCUAUUUGUCAGAAAUAUUUUCUGCCGAUUCUUUUGUGUUGUGACUAUUCCUGCAUAUCUCUAUGAAGUCCAUGUAGGUCAUCUUAUUACUCGAAAAUCUUGUGCGUAAAUUCAACAGGUCAUAUAACAAGACAGAUCCCAAAUGGCGCCCAUUUUACCAUGACAAAUGAUUACUUAUUUCAACUAAAGAUUCAUCAAAUGCUAUCUCCAAAAUGAAAGAGACAAAUAAUUUUCAUAUGAUUAAUGAUAAAAUCAAAAAUCAAUAUUUUGUACACUGUUGUAUAUCAUUGUUGGAAGAUGAAAGAGUAAUUUUGACUGAAUGUAGUUCAAAUGUAUUUGUUUACAUUAAUUAGUACCAAAUAAAUUUUUGAAAAAAGAAUGUUCUUAUAUUGUAAAGGCAUCAUGAUGCAAGUUUCGAAAAGGGAGGUUCAUGUCUCUCUUUAACAUCAUUGAACCAUGAUGCCAGAUUCAAUAUAAGGGCACACAAACUGUUUUGAACAGAUCAAGAAAAUGGUGUAUUCUCAGAACAUCUUAAUACCAUUGUUAAAAUUAUAACUUCCUGGUUUUAUUGUUCAUUUUACAUGGAAAAAACUUGAUGCCAAAUUUUCAGUAAUUAUAAAAGUCUUGUUUUUAUUUCGAUUCACUUGAGUAUGCUGUAAACAUUCAAAUUACAGAAAACUUCAGUAGAUUAUUUCUCAUUAAAUGUGAGAGCACAGAAAGUGGAUGUAUGAAAUUGCUUGAAAAUUGGCAUGUAUAUAAUUUGCAGAAAAACCCUUCUUUUCACUUUUAUCUAUCAAUUCCAUAAGCUAUUUUAUGGUAUAUGAUAGAACCGAAAACAGGGAGUUUUCUUGCAAGGUGUAAACAUUUCUAUUCACACUUUAUAAAGAAUAAUAGAUGUUUAAAAAAAAAAAACAACAUGCAUAUUGUUCAUUAUUAGAUUUAAAAAAAAGUUGUAAAAAAAUAUUAAAAAAAAUUGUUGAAAAAAUACAUUGAAAAUAAAGUGUGUAAAAUUGAUUGCUAUAAAUAGCUAAUUUAUGCAUGUAUUUUUGUAAGUGCUAUAGUGGGAUAAAGGAAGGAGAUAAAUCAUAUAGUAUUAUUAGUCAUUGACCAAAGAUAAACAAGCUGUAUCAGGUCAGGGAAGUUGUUCGAUAAAUCGGCUUAAAUGUCAACUUGAGUAGGUUAUCUACCCUUUAAAAUUUGCAGGAUGAUUAUUUCCUUUUACCAGGGAUAAAAGCAUUUAAUAAAAGCAAACUAUCUUCCAAAUGAUUAAGCCUGCUAUGUUAUUAGAAUACAAAAUCAUUCCUUAAAUGGCAUUGAAGCAGCUUGUCUGUCUUUCAUCAUCAGAAAGGCUUGUGUAUCUUCGUAGCUUUGUUUCAAAGAUUUUAAAUUUGAUCUGAUUGUUAUGUCUGUCAAAUAAAUAAUAUAUCCAUCAGA
Mytilus californianus (California mussel) is the source of this 5281-nucleotide messenger RNA. Its product is annotated as lissencephaly-1 homolog. Lineage: Eukaryota; Metazoa; Mollusca; Bivalvia; Mytilida; Mytilidae. The transcript has 13 exons. Gene Ontology annotation, molecular function: microtubule plus-end binding; dynein complex binding. The record is from RefSeq and is a predicted model, not a curated record. The coding region runs from base 181 to 1419 and encodes 412 amino acids. Gene Ontology annotation, cellular component: microtubule associated complex; kinetochore; neuron projection. Gene Ontology annotation, biological process: vesicle transport along microtubule; germ cell development; microtubule organizing center organization.